AUGACUGGCUCUGUGCCGACUAGAGAGGACCAUGUCGAUGUCCUCAUCGUGGGAGCCGGCCCUGCAGGCCUCAUGCUAUCGACUUGGCUGAGCCGCUGUGGGAUCAAAACUCGCAUCGUUGACAAGCGAGGUACCAAGAUCUUCAACGGACAGGCUGACGGUCUCCAAUGCCGCACUCUGGAAAUCUUCGACUCGUUUGAUUUCGCCCAGCGCGUCUGGCGCGAGUCAAACCACAUGAUCGAAAUCUGUCUUUGGAAUCCCGACGAGAAUGGGACCAUUCGACGAUCCAGUCGUAUUCCCGACACCAUUCCUGGAAUCAGUCGAUUCCAGCAAGUUGUCCUGCACCAAGGCCGUAUCGAGCGAUUCUUCCUGGAUACAAUGAAAGAGCACGGGAAUCUGACCGUUGAGCGCGGUGUGCUUCCCGUAUCCUUCCAGUUCGACGAGACCAAAGCAGGAGACUUCGAUGACUAUCCCAUCAGUGUCGAGCUUCGCACGCUAUCCGAUGAAGAAUCGACACCAUCGCAACGCCAACAACAUCACAAAUCCGUCGAUGGGCAGGAAACAACCGUCAAUGACGGCCUAUUCCGGAGCAACUUGGUCGCCGAUGAUACGGACGACCUCAUCCGAUUAACAGAAGCCAACCACGCCGACCAAACAGAGCUAAUCAAGGCCAAGUUCCUCGUCGGAUGUGACGGCGCCCACUCAUGGGUCCGGCGUCAAGCCGGCUUCAAACUGGAAGGUGACUCAACCGAUUACAUCUGGGGCGUGCUCGACAUCAUCCCGAUCACGGAUUUUCCAGACAUCCGCCAUCGAUGCGCGAUCCACUCGGCCAGCGAGGGCAGCGUGAUGGUGAUCCCGCGAGAGAACAAGCUCGUUCGACUUUACAUCCAGCUGCUGGCCACCAACCAUGAAAAUGGAAGCAAGGCGGACCGGUCGUGGAUUACUCCAAGCAUCAUCCUGCAAUCUGCCCAGCGUAUCAUGCACCCUUACAAGCUGGAUUACACGUACUGUGACUGGUGGACGGCGUACCAGAUCGGUCAACGUGUUGGUGAUAACUUCUCGUUGCGCGAGCGUGUUUUCUUGGCCGGUGACGCUGUCCAUACGCACUCGCCCAAGGCUGGACAGGGUAUGAAUGUCAGUAUGCAAGAUACGUAUAAUCUUGGAUGGAAGCUUGCACACGUUGUCAAGGGGUACAGUGAAGGAUCCAUUCUCAAGACCUACCAGUCCGAGAGAAAGAUGAUCGCGCAGGAUCUGAUCGCUUUUGACCAUCGCUUUUCGAGGCUUUUCUCAGGACGCCCGGCUAAGGAUAUCAUGGAUGAAGAGGGGGUCAGUAUGGAAGAAUUCCAAAAUGCCUUUGAGAAAGGGAACGAGUUUGCAAGUGGUAUAGCGGUCAACUACGGCGCCAGUCCAAUCAUUGCGAAAGAAGGCCAGAUAAUCAGCAAGCCGCAGCUAGCAACGAAGAUCGACAUCGGCAAACGCAUGCCCAGCUUUAAAGUGUUGAACCAAGCCGACGCUCGGCCAUGGCAUCUCCAAGAGCUUCUAAAGAGCAACGGACGCUGGCGAGUAAUCGUGUUCCCGGGACGACUCACGGAGCCAUCCAAUAUGCAGCGCAUGCAAAUGCUAGGCAAACGACUCGAGGAGCCCGAUUCGUUUGUCCAACGCUACACACCGCCGGGUCAAUCCAUUGACAGCGUGAUCGAAAUAUUGACGGUCCACCCCGGACCGCGAGCGGGUAUAGAGCUUCUGGAUAUCCCCGAAGCGUUCCAUCCUUAUCAUAGCGAUAUCGGGUGGGAUUAUUGGAAGGUUUACGUGGAUGACGAGUCUUAUCAUGAAGGUCACGGUCAGGCGUUUGCAAAUUAUGGUAUUGACCCGAGUCGUGGAGCGAGUGUUAUUGUUCGCCCGGAUCAGUAUGUUAGUUGGGUGGGUGAGAUGGAUGACUAUGAGGAGAUGUCGCGAUUCUUUGCUGGUUUCAUGAGGCAGCAAUUCGCUGCAAAGGGCGCGGUUGAUGGUGCUGGUUCAUAG
This is a messenger RNA of Penicillium cinerascens, 2022 nucleotides long. Its product is annotated as putative FAD monooxygenase. The record is from RefSeq and is a predicted model, not a curated record. NCBI's taxonomy places the organism in Eukaryota, Fungi, Ascomycota, Eurotiomycetes, Eurotiales, Aspergillaceae. The coding region runs from base 1 to 2022 and encodes 673 amino acids. The transcript is spliced from 4 exons. Gene Ontology annotation, molecular function: FAD binding.